UCACAUCCCUUCAGGAUGAAAGCCACAGUGCUGACCUUGGCAGUGCUCUUCCUCACAGGGAGCCAGGCUCGGCAUAUCUGGCAGCAAGAUGAACCCCAGUCUCCUUGGGAUCAGGUGAAGGAUAUAAUCACCGUGUAUGUGGACUCAAUCAAGGAAAAUGGCAGGGAACACCUGGCCCAGAUUGACGGCAGCGGUGUGGGGAAGCAGCUCAGCCUGAAUCUCGCCGACAGCUGGGACAGUUUGAGCAGCACCUUCACCAAGCUGCAUGAAAAAUUAGGCCCAGUCACCUUGGAGUUACUGGGGAACCUGGAAAAGGAAUCAGAGGGGCUGAGGCAGGAGAUAAACCAGGAUAUGGCGAAGCUGAAGGAGAAGUUGCAGCCCUACCUGGACACCUUCCAGCACCAGGUGCAGGAGGAGGUGAAUAACUACCGCCAGAAGGUGGCGCCGCUGAGCGCGGAGUACCGGGAGAAGGUGAGCCAGAAGCUGCAGGAGUGGCAGGAGAAGCUGAAGCCGCUGAACGAGAAGCUGCGUGACGGCCUGCGCAGUCACGUGGACACCCUGCGCAGCAGCUUGGCGCCCUACAGCGCCGACGUGCACAAGUAUGUGGCCGAGCGCCUCAAGGCCCUCAAGGAGAAGGGCCUGGGCGAGUACCCCGCCAAGGCCGUUGAACACCUGAAGACGUUCGGCGAGCAGGCCAAGCCCACACUGACCGAAAUCCGCGACAGCCUGCAGCCCUUGUCUGAGACCUUCAAGGCCUCCCUCUUGAACGUCCUGGAAGAGGCCCAGAAGUCACUGGACAGCGCGUGAGAGGCCGGACGUCCGCCCCUGCAGCUCCUCUAGGCCCGGAACCCCUGCAGGGGGGCGGGGGGUGGGCCGCCUUGG
Condylura cristata (star-nosed mole) is the source of this 882-nucleotide messenger RNA. It is a transcript of the gene APOA1, whose product is annotated as apolipoprotein A-I. Gene Ontology annotation, cellular component: extracellular region. The transcript has 3 exons. NCBI's taxonomy places the organism in Eukaryota, Metazoa, Chordata, Mammalia, Eulipotyphla, Talpidae. The coding region runs from base 16 to 807 and encodes 263 amino acids. Gene Ontology annotation, biological process: lipid transport; lipoprotein metabolic process. Gene Ontology annotation, molecular function: high-density lipoprotein particle receptor binding; lipid binding. The record is from RefSeq and is a predicted model, not a curated record.